AUGGCAUUGAUCCAGGAGAGCUUCCUCCUCCCUGCCUUGGAUUUUUCUAGUUCUCAGACACGGAAGAGCUGUCACUGCCCAGCAUGUUCCUGUUGGAUGACUCGCUUCUUUCCCUGGUUUGGCUUGGACAUCGGAGGGACCUUGGUCAAACUGGUUUAUUUUGAACCCAAAGACAUCACGGCCGAAGAGGAAGAGGAAGAAGUGGAAAACCUCAAAAGCAUCCGCAAAUACCUGACAUCAAACGUAGCCUAUGGCUCCACAGGCAUUCGGGAUGUGCACCUUGAGCUCAAGGACCUUACCCUGUGUGGACGUAAAGGCAAUCUGCACUUUAUACGCUUUCCUACUCAUGACAUGCCUGCUUUUAUCCAAAUGGGAAGCGAAAAGCACUUCUCGAGCCUCCAUACUACCUUAUGUGCCACGGGAGGUGGAGCGUACAAAUUUGAGCAGGACUUUCGCACAAUGGGUGACCUUGAGCUUUGUAAGCUUGAUGAGCUGGAUUGCCUUGUUAAAGGAGUGCUGUACAUCGAUUCCGUGGGCUUCAAUGGACACUCCGAGUGUUACUAUUUUGAGAACCCAACGGAUGCUGAGAGGUGCCAGAAGCUCCCGUUCAACCUGGAGAAUCCCUAUCCUCUCCUUCUGGUGAACAUUGGCUCAGGGGUCAGCAUUUUGGCUGUCUAUUCCAAAGACAACUAUAAACGGGUAACAGGCACCAGCCUUGGAGGGGGAACCUUCUUUGGCCUCUGCUGCCUUCUGACGGGCUGCUCCACGUUUGAGGAGGCCCUGGAGAUGGCAUCCCAUGGGGACAGCACCAAGGUGGACAAACUGGUGAGGGACAUCUAUGGAGGAGACUAUGAACGCUUCGGGCUGCCAGGCUGGGCUGUGGCAUCCAGCUUUGGAAACAUGAUGAGCAAGGAGAAGAGGGAAUCUGUCAGCAAGGAGGACCUGGCCAGGGCCACUUUAAUCACCAUCACCAACAACAUCGGCUCCAUAGCGCGGAUGUGUGCCCUUAACGAGAACAUCAACCGUGUGGUGUUCGUGGGCAACUUCCUUCGGAUCAACACCAUCUCCAUGAGGCUCCUGGCCUAUGCCCUGGACUACUGGUCAAAGGGACAAUUAAAAGCACUUUUCUUGGAACAUGAGGGUUACUUUGGCUCUGUCGGCGCUCUCCUGGGACUCCUGGACUCAGCCUGACCCCGUGCAGGAUCUGUGUUGGACCUAUGGAUUCAGGGCACUCCCUGGGUCACUGAGCCCGUGGUUUGGGGGUCACUGAGCCCAUGUUUUGUGUGACAGCCCCCACUGAGCCUGUUCCACUGGGGUGGCCUUUGGGGACAGCGUGGGGAUGGGUGUCUCUAAGAGCUGAAAUCCAUCUGGGAUUACAGUGCAGGUUUGUUCCAAAGGAUGUGAUUGGAAUACACUGGCUGGAUGUGGGGGUGUAUGGGAAGGUCUGUGGGGCAUUUCAGUCACGUGGAAUUGCCCUUUUUACUCUGUGUUUAAUGAUGGUGACAAAGCAGAGCAGGGGCACUCUGCUCCUUCCAUUGGGAUCCCUUGGAGUGCCCAGUGCCCAGGUCAGUUCUGUCUUUGCAAUCAGAGGUUCUCCAUGUGCUGGAAAAUGGUCUGGGAAGGGGGAAGAGCAUCAGCACAGCCCUGGUGUGUAUAACUAACUCCAUAUGGCCCACUGGAUCCACACUGGGACACAGCUGUGCUGGCAGCCAGGCUUUAUCCCUGUCCCACACGUCCUUAUCUCCGUCCUAGGGACGGCAGGUCCAGCCCAGCACGGAUCUGUGCCUCAGGGUGAGUCCCAUUUCAGCCUCCAGCACUCCUGCACAGUCCUCAGCACCCUUGGGGAUGCUGUCAGGGGUGUCAGUCAGCCUCCAACCUUGAGAUCUACAUUUGAGAUGGAAUAAGGAUAUUCAUUGUUUGUCUGGGGUUUUCUCUCUGUUAGCAAACUCCACCAAAGAGACACUUCCUUCAGUCACACUUGGAUCUCUGUAAUAUUCCAUGUUACAUUUAUUAAUGGCUACACUCCUGUCAUUUUGGGGGAGUUCUCCCCUUGCUAUGCAUGCUGUACUCCCUUUUCCCUGUGCAUGCUGCCACACAGCCUGCGAGCAGGAUACUGCUGUGGAGCCCCUGUGGAAGUUGCACCCUCGGGAUGGGGUUUGGAGUGGAUCCUGCAUGCUCAAUAAACGCUCUCUAAAAGCAACGAGGUAUCUGCACCUUCCCUGGGGAUGUGAGCUGAUGGAGACACAGCUCUGGGAGUGCUCUGGCUUCCCAGCUCCAUGGAGCACAGGGAAAGCUCUUCAGAUCCUUCAGAUCAGGCCAUGGUGUCAGGGUUUAUCCCAGGAUAUCAGAAUGACCCUGACCCUAACGCACCCUUCCAGUCCUGGUUUCUUCCCAGAGAAACCAGUUCCCAUCUCUCUGAUCCCCUGGCUGGAAGUGCUGGACAGCCCUGAGCCCUUCCCUGCCUGUUGCUGUAUCCUGAGAUCUUGUGUGGCACCUCCCUGUGAAAAGGGAGGAAUUUACGGAGUCACAGGGUGAGACCCAGCUUUGCUGGGUAGAUCUGUGUUUGUCUCUGAACUUCAGCUGGUGACAACCUGUGAGGUGGAAUUCUGGCACAGCCCAGGGAUUGGAUCUCAGUAAAAUCAGGGAAAAGAACAUUGGGCUCAUGUGGAAGGUGAUCUGUGCUGGCUGGGGAAGAAAAUGUUUGUUUUUCCUGCAUCAAGUUCCAGUUGUGUCCUGCUCUCUGUUCCACAAGAGGUACUGGAGAGGUGAGGGCUGGGAGCAGGAUGGUACAGCUCAGGGAAUGGUUUGGGUUGGAAGGGACCUCAGAGCCCCUCUCAUCCACCCCUGCCAUGGCAGGGACACCUCCAAGCCCUGUCCAGCCGGGCCUUGGCACUUGCAGGGAUCCAGGGCCAGCCACAGCUUCUCUGGGCACCCUGUUUGGGAUCAGCUGAAUUCAGGUUCUCCUUUAGUCCUCAUUCCUUGUGAAAUCACACAAAGGUUCCUAAACUCUUCAUUAAAAACAUCUCCAUUUCCAGAGUGCUGACUGAAGGCUUUCUAGACUCAGCUCCUGCUGUACCACCUAAAAUUUAACACACCUGGCUGGCCUUUCACCCACCCUCACAGCCAAAACUCGUGGAAAAGGCACAGAAAUGUUGCUUUUUUGGAAUGUCUGUGUGCCUGGGACCUGUGUGGCUCCUCGAUGUAAUAAGUCAGCGGUAGGUUGGGCUGGAGAGGGUGUGAGAAUCCUUUGGAAAAGCAGGAAAAAGCCUGGCUUUUAUUAAGCACAGCAGCCUUGGGAGCAGAAGCCACCUUGCCAUGGUUCUGCUGUGGAAAGCUGGGAAAUCCCUGCAGGGCUGGGAAUUCCCAGCAGCAGUCGCACAGCCUGAUCCCCCCAGUCCCUGCCCCGAGGCACUGCUGUUCCUGGGCACAGCAUCCUGCGAGUUUUCCACUUCCUCACUCCAUCCAUGAGCGUAACUCCUUCUUCUCUGGAUUUUCAAGUUGAUCCAGCACGGUCUAAUCCCAGCACCAAAUUUCCUGACUUAUUGUCUAUACUUUUUUUUUUGUAAACUGCUUGUUUUUUUUCUUCUUAUAAAAUAUCACAGUUAUUUUUUAUACACUUCAAA
Parus major (Great Tit) is the source of this 3623-nucleotide messenger RNA. It is a transcript of the gene PANK2, whose product is annotated as pantothenate kinase 2. Gene Ontology annotation, cellular component: cytosol; nucleus. Gene Ontology annotation, molecular function: pantothenate kinase activity; ATP binding. Bases 1 to 1191 code for a protein of 396 amino acids. The record is from RefSeq and is a predicted model, not a curated record. The transcript is spliced from 7 exons. Lineage: Eukaryota; Metazoa; Chordata; Aves; Passeriformes; Paridae. Gene Ontology annotation, biological process: coenzyme A biosynthetic process.